AUGCAGGCGUGGAAGCUGAGAGAGGAAGGUAGGUUAUUAGACAUUGUUGAUCCAGAACUAACUGAAUACCCGGAGGACGAGAUAAUUCGAUUCAUCAAAGUUGCUCUAUUUUGUACCCAAGCAGCUUGUAAUCAAAGACAAGGAAUGAAGCAAGUGGUGGAGAUGCUUUCCAAAGAAGUAAUACUCAACGAGAAGUUAUUGACGGAGCCAGGGGUACAUUUGGCACAUACCUCUCGAGGAUUGAUUGGUGAUAGUUCGCGGGUGACCUCUCACUUUGCGACACAGAUGUUAUUUCGUUCCAAAGUUGUUGAUAAUGCCCAUGUUUUCCCUAUAUUUACCACCAAGUAUAACACAAGUAUAACACAACUGCUUCUCAAUUUCAUUGAUCAAAUGGAAAUCCGCAUAGCUAAAAUGAACCAAGGGGAGAAUGACAAUGGGGAGGGUCUUCGGCGCAUUACAUCCACCAUCGGUGCCAAACUCGGUGAAGGUGCCCAGAAAACUGAAUGGUUCUCUUCAGCUUGCAUUUAUAGGGUUCCCAAAGAUCUUCGUAAGGUGAAUCAUCGCGCCUACACCCCUCGCCUCAUAGCUGUCGGCCCUCUUCACCGAAACGACAAACACCUCCAAACACCCAUGCAACACAUCAAGGUGAUAUACACGAAUGACCUACUUAGUCGAUUGACCGUAGGGCUGGAGGGCAUGGAAUCAGUGGAGAAGAAAAACGCUGUGUUGCAAGAAUGUUUAGCUGAAAUGAACAAGUCAAUAAACGAUGCAAAGAAGUGCUAUCUUGCCGAAGUUAAGCUGGAUGAGGAAAUGAUGUUGGUCGAUGGUUGUUUCAUCCUUGAAUUUCUCUACAGAGCACGAUUACUCCGGGUCGAAGAUAAUGAAAACAAGCCUAUUGAUGGCGGAGACAAUGGCAACUCAAAGAGAAACACAUUUGGGAGUUCUGUUUCUAUGCUACGUUAUGGUCCAUUUGGUUGGUUCCAAAUGACUUUGUCUUCAACAACUCUUCUAAACAACCAUGGGAGGUGGGGGAUUUGUAUAGAAAUACUUGCCACUCAAUAUGGAAUACUUACCACUCUAUAUGACAUACUUACCACUCAGUGUAGAAUUAGUUCAUGUAAAGUGGUAAGUAUUCCACAUGAAGUGGGACACGAUCCUAUUUUUGAUAACAGCUUGAUCCGCUACGCCGUAGAAAGUGACUUGAUAUCCUUGGAGAACCAGAUACCUUUCUUUGUGCUUGAGAAAUUGUUCUCGCUCACUGUGGGUCGGAUACCGAAUAGUCUCCUCGAGGACCGGUCGCUCACUGAUUAUGUGUUUAAGUACUUUCGCAACAUGACUCUAUAUGAUGAAUUCUUGUCUCUAUUGCUCCGCGGUCCAGCUCAUGAAGAAAGUGUCCCCGACAGUAGUAGCGCGAAAACUUGGUGUCCGCCCUGUGACUGUGUCCUAAGGAUUUUUGGCAACAAAGUGGAAAGUUCUACAACAGCAGCAGAAGAAGAAAAAAAUGGUCAAAGUGGUAAUUCUAUUGAUCGCCGUAAUGCUAAUUACUAUCAUAUCCUCCAUAUUUUACAUGAUGGCUUCCUUCCUGAAAAACGACCUAUUCUUUCUUCCGAAAAGAAAGAGAUGGCAACCGAUCCAACUGCUGAAGUAGGAGUCAUGUCUUCUGCAUCAGAACUCGUUUAUGCAGGGGUCAAGUUUGUACCCGGCAAGACAAAGGAUGACGCGUUCAAGGUCAAGUUCACGGAACCAGAAGGCCCGUUUCGGUGGUUUCGUAGGGCUCAGUUCGAAAUCUCACCAAUUUUUCUAGUCGACAACACGGAGUCAUUGCUCAGGAACCUCAUUGCCUUUGAGCAGUGCUGCCCUGGCGUUUCAAGGUACGUUUCGUCCUAUGCAUGGCUCAUGGACAUGCUCGUGAACUCUGAUAGAGAUGUCCAAGUGCUCGAAAAGGCCAGAGUCGUGAGUAACUACUUGGGUGCUAGAAAGGGCGCCACCGAUCUAUUCAACAAGCUAGGCAUUUUGGUUUUUUCAGGAGACCACUACAAUGACACGAUGGUCAAAGCCACCCUGUAUAGCCAGCGUUUUUGGCCGAAGCAUCUGGCACUCUUGAGACGCAGGUAUUUUGAUUCUCCGUGGACGUUCAUAGCUUUUUGUGUUGGCCUCGUUGCUUUUGUCAUGACGUUUCUUCAAUUCAUCCGCGAUUUCGUCAAAAAAGAAUAAGGCGGCCAUGGAUCGAUGUAGCUGUUAGGGAACAGAGAGAUGGCCUGUUAAUAAAUCAAGUGGGUGUGCAUCUUGAUGUUGUGGCUGGAACUUGGAACUAGUAUGCAUAUAUGUGUUGCAUCUAUAAAUAAGCAGUGAGAG
This is a messenger RNA of Rhododendron vialii, 2355 nucleotides long. RefSeq lists its product as uncharacterized. NCBI's taxonomy places the organism in Eukaryota, Viridiplantae, Streptophyta, Magnoliopsida, Ericales, Ericaceae. The record is from RefSeq and is a predicted model, not a curated record. The transcript is spliced from 5 exons. The coding region runs from base 1 to 2214 and encodes 737 amino acids.